Lathyrus oleraceus (garden pea) is the source of this 2404-nucleotide messenger RNA. Its product is annotated as polyadenylate-binding protein 8. Lineage: Eukaryota; Viridiplantae; Streptophyta; Magnoliopsida; Fabales; Fabaceae. Bases 346 to 2214 code for a protein of 622 amino acids. Gene Ontology annotation, molecular function: RNA binding. The record is from RefSeq and is a predicted model, not a curated record. The transcript has 9 exons.
UAUUUUGACAUUGCCAAACAUAGACCAUAUCAUAAAAUAAUUUUGGCUUAAUAGUCGCAGUAUAUAACCCUCACCUUCCGAAAUACCCAACCCUGUGCAGAUCGAACUGCGCUGCCACCAAAAUAUUAAACACCACUUUUCCUUUUUUAUUUCAUUCUCCUACUUGCAGCACUGUUCUCCGCACUUCCGCCACUGCAUUGUUCGCGGCUCGGCGGUGGUUUAUCAAAAACCAAAAAAACCAAAAAAGUAUUCAAAUUAUCUUUCCCCGUAGAACGAUUCUCUACCGAUACUUAGGGUUUUCAAUUUGGUAACUUAUAUUCAAUCUUCCAGAAAAACUAACCACCGAUGGCGCAAGUUCACGAGAGUUCCAACAAUGACGCUGCUGCUCCGGUUCCGAAUCAUCUCACAACGACGUCGUUGUAUGUCGGAGAUCUCGAUCAUGACGUCAAUGAUUCGCAGAUUUACGAUCUUUUCAAUCAGAUCGGUCAAGUUGUUUCUGUUCGGAUCUGUAGGGAUUUGGUUACUCAGCAAUCCCUAGGUUACGGUUAUGUCAAUUUCAGUAACCCUCAUGACGCUGCAAAGGCUAUGGAUGUGCUGAAUUUCACUCCACUGAACAACAAACCUAUUCGGAUAAUGUAUUCUCACCGGGAUCCUAGUGUUCGCAAGAGCGGUGCUGCCAAUAUUUUCAUCAAGAAUUUGGAUAAGGCAAUCGAUCACAAGGGUUUAUAUGAUACUUUUUCGGUUUUUGGAAGUAUUCUCUCUUGCAAGAUAGCAAUGGAUGCUUCUGGCCUGUCUAAAGGCUAUGGUUUUGUGCAAUAUGAGAAUGAAGAAUCUGCACAAAGUGCAAUUGAUAAGUUAAACGGCAUGCUGAUCAAUGAUAAGCCUGUCUAUGUUGGUCAUUUCCAACGGAAGCAGGAUAGAGAUAACACCUUGAGUACUGCAAAGUUUAAUAAUGUCUAUGUGAAAAAUCUAUCAGAGGCAAUUGCUGAUGAUGACUUGAAGAGCAUAUUUGGAGAAUAUGGAACUAUUACUAGUGCUGUAGUAAUGAGAGAUGUAGAUGGUAAAUCAAAAUGUUUUGGUUUUGUCAAUUUUGAAAAUGCAGAUGCUGCUGCUAACGCUGUGGAGGCACUUAAUGGAAAGAAAUUUGAUGACAAGGAGUGGUAUGUUGGAAAAGCCCUGAAAAAGUAUGAAAGGGAGCUUGAACUGAAAGAAAGACAUGAGCAGAGUAUAAAGGAAACUGUUGACAAAUAUUAUGGUGCCAACUUGUAUCUCAAAAACUUGGAUGAUAGUGUCAGCGAUGAAAAACUUAGCGAACUGUUCUCCGAGUUUGGUACAGUAACUUCAUGCAAGAUUCUGCGAGAUCCACAGGGAAUCAGUAGGGGAUCUGGAUUUGUUGCCUUUUCAACUCCUGAGGAAGCAACUCGAGCUCUUGCUGAGAUGAAUGGAAAAAUGGUUGCUGGCAAACCUCUCUAUGUUGCUCCUGCACAGAAAAAAGAAGAGAGAAAAGCAAGGUUACAGGCACAAUUUUCGCAAGUGAGGCCGGUUGCAAUGGCUCCUAUUGCGCCGCGAGUGCCAUUUUACCCUGCGGGAGUUCCAGGGAUGGGACAGCAAAUCAUGUAUGGCCAAGCUCCUCCAGCCUUCAUAUCUCAGGCUGGAUUUGGUUAUCCACAGCAACUGGUUCCUGGAAUGAGACCAGGUGGUGCUCCAAUGCCAAACUUCUUUGUGCCCAUGGGUCAGCAGGGUCAACAAGGUCAGCGUCCUGGCGGACGGCGAGGUGCAGGUCCUAUGCAUCAAAUCCCACAGUCCUUGCCAAUGAUGCAGCAACAGAUGCUUCCAAGGGGACGUGUCUACCGAUACCCCCCUCCAGGUCGCAACCUGCAAGGUGUUCCGCUGCCAGGAGUAACUGGAGGAACACCCAUACAGGCGCUGGCUACAGCCCUUGCAAAUGCUCCUCCUGAACAGCAGAGGACCAUGCUUGGUGAAGUUUUAUACCCCCUAGUAGAAAAGAUUGAACAUGGUGGAGCUGCAAAGGUUACUGGGAUGCUUUUGGAAAUGGACCAGCCUGAGGUGUUACAUCUGAUUGAGUCACCAGAGGCUCUCAAGACUAAAGUUGCUGAGGCCGUGGAAGUGCUGAGAAAUGUUGCACAGCAGCAAUCAAACAGCCCAGCUGAUCAACUAGCUUCUCUCUCUCUUAAUGACAAUCACGAGUCUUAGACUCUGCAUGUCACAGUUUACAGGGAUCCAUACGUUCUUUGAACGUAACAGUUUUGUGUUUCAUGCUUUUUGUAGGAUUAGCAAUAUUCCUUGGAUUUUCCUUGGAUUAGCUAGCAUAUUGAUUUGUGGUUUGUUUUGUUGCUUUUUCACCGAUUUGGUUAUUUGAUUUGACUUCUUUGACAUUGUUUCA